AUGGAUGCUCAUUCCGUCCUUCCCCUUUCACCAUAUCUUUCUCGUGAGCGUGGCUUAUCUCCACUGAUUGAAAACAAUGUUCUAUCGACAGCAUCCACCCUCCAAGACAUUCAUAAAGUAGUUUGGAAUCAUGCAAAACGGCGGACUGGACCAAGAUGGAGACUGCAUCCAAAACCAAACCGACGAGCUGAAGUCAAAGAUCCGCACUAA
Sclerotinia sclerotiorum 1980 UF-70 is the source of this 210-nucleotide messenger RNA. RefSeq lists its product with no specific name. Lineage: Eukaryota; Fungi; Ascomycota; Leotiomycetes; Helotiales; Sclerotiniaceae. The transcript has a single exon. The coding region runs from base 1 to 210 and encodes 69 amino acids. The record is from RefSeq and is a predicted model, not a curated record.